CAGGAUCCAUUGUCCAUGAAGAUGAUUGGUUCAACUAACAAAUUUGAAGGAUUAUACCAUUUAGUUCUCAAAGGCAAGCAUGCAGCUCUUUCUAGAAUAAACCAUACCUCAUCAUGUACUAUACCUGAUAAUGCACUAUGGCAUUUCAGAUCAAGACACCUCUCAACAAGUAGAAUGCAAGUUCUACAUUUCACAUUUCCUUUUAUUGUUGUUGGUCAAAAGGUAGUCUAUGAUGUAUGCCGUUAUGCCAAACACAAGAAAUUGCCUUUUAAUUCCAGUUUUAAUAAAGCUGCUAGACCUUUUUAA
Vicia faba (fava bean) is the source of this 306-nucleotide messenger RNA. Lineage: Eukaryota; Viridiplantae; Streptophyta; Magnoliopsida; Fabales; Fabaceae. The record is from the annotation of a GenBank genome assembly.